AUGCAUUAAGUUUUACUUGCAAAUAAUUGGAAAGAGGGAGAUUUUGAGUAAGAUCCUGACACCGAGCUUAAAGCACUUGAAUAUGUACUCCGAUAAAAAGCUGAAAGAAAUAAAAAUGAUACUUACAUGGAUACAAUGGAUAACAUAUUUGAUACAUAGAAAAGAAUUGUUAAAAGUUAGCUUAAUCAAUUGAACAAAGAUCUCUAUCUUCAUCUUGACUAAAAUGAAUCAAGAAUAAUUUGUUUAAAUAAUAUGAUGCUAGAGAAAUAAAAAGAACUCCAAAUAUAAAAAGAGAAGAUGAGGAAAAGAUAAGAGCAGGAAAAAGCAAUAAAUGAUCUAGAUUUAUUACUAAAAAAAGUAAAAUAAAAAUAAUCAAUAUUGAAUAGCACUACUGUUGCUGAAGAAGAGGGAUAUAAAACAAAUAAUGAAUCUAAGAUCACAUUUGGAGAUCGAAUGCGCAUCAUGAGUAAUGAUUAGAAAAUGUUUUAUUUCUUUAAGAUCAACAGAUCUUAUUUAAUGGAAUAUGAUUAAUAAGAGUAAUACGAAGGAUUUAAAAAUGAUAGGAUAAGACAAAUUAAAAAGAAGUUCGAUGAGGAUGAAAAAAAAGAGAAAUUACUAAAAAAAUUAAAACGAUUAAAACUCAGACCAGAUUGGAGAACAUAAAAAUUAGGAAAAGAAGUUAAGAAGAAAGAUUUUUAAAGAAUUAAACUUGAGGAUUUAUAAGAAAUCAAAAUUGAUCUUCCAAAGAUUGCAAACAUAGAAAAUUCUAGCAAGAGCAUUCAUAAUUAAAAAUUAUACAAGGUACCAAGAAUACAUUCUAAUUCCAAAAACUUUGAUAAAGAUUAUGGCACUAAAAAUUUUGAAGAACAAUCAUUGUUCAUAAGUGCAAAACCUUUAAGGAACAUGAACCAAACAGUUUAUAACUCUAUUGAUUACACUACCCAGAAACUUUUAGAUAAUGAGAAAAACAUUAUAACCAAAGUCAAUGAUAGUCAAAAUCUGACACCAUUGAAAUCUAAAAAAUAUUUGAAUGCAGGUGAAAUAAAUUAUAAGACUUAAGUGAAGUUCUUAAGAGAUAAAUUAGAUUAAAAUGAGAUUUACAAAACCUAAAAAGAUAUUGGAGAAAUGCCUAAAAAUAAAUCUAUUUUCAAUUCUUCUUAAUCAAACAAAUAUUCUAAUCAGCUUUUUAAAACAAUCUUUAAUAAUGGAUCUUAAACUAUCCAAGGAGAAAUUAAAGAAUGUGAUUAAUAAGAGCAAAAGGUUCAAAAAGAAGUUUAUGAUUUGAAGUAUUAGAUGUUUGAAUAGAGAAUCCUGAACGAAUCAUUUGAUUAAAUAACUAAUACAGUCAAAGAGCUUGACUUUGCCAAUCAUAAUAUAGUUGGAUAACUUUAUGACUAUAGAAUGAAGUCAGUGAAUGAAAGCAAUGAAUAGGCUAGUGUUUUUGGCAAGAAGCUAAGAUAAGUUAACAGCUAUUCAAUCAAGGUCUAGAGAGCACUCUAGGAGUAAUCUCAUAAAGAAAGAAGGAAGAUCUUGCAAAGUCUAACAAAGAAUACAUGUUUAUGA
Molecule: messenger RNA, 1563 nt
Organism: Stylonychia lemnae
Lineage: Eukaryota; Ciliophora; Spirotrichea; Sporadotrichida; Oxytrichidae
Source: the annotation of a GenBank genome assembly